AUGAGUCAACCAAUCGAAUUUUGGUCGCAUCGUAUAGGACCUAACCCUUGGAAGAAUGUAAUUGUCUUCGAGGAACUGGGCAUCCCAUACACAACCAAGUUUUUGGACUUUGGUAACAGCGAAGGAGGCGUCGAGCACCCUGAUUUUCUCAAGAAGAACGCUGCAGGACGAGUCCCGCUCAUAAAUGACCCCGCUACUGGUAAGCAGAUAGAGGGACGGAAGCUCGUGUUAAAGAGCCAAAGCUAA
Trichoderma gamsii is the source of this 246-nucleotide messenger RNA. RefSeq lists its product as hypothetical. The transcript has 2 exons. The record is from RefSeq and is a predicted model, not a curated record. The coding region runs from base 1 to 246 and encodes 81 amino acids. Lineage: Eukaryota; Fungi; Ascomycota; Sordariomycetes; Hypocreales; Hypocreaceae.